This is a messenger RNA of Thunnus maccoyii (southern bluefin tuna), 2298 nucleotides long. RefSeq names its product follistatin-like 3 (secreted glycoprotein) (gene fstl3). Lineage: Eukaryota; Metazoa; Chordata; Actinopteri; Scombriformes; Scombridae. Gene Ontology annotation, molecular function: protein binding; activin binding. The record is from RefSeq and is a predicted model, not a curated record. Gene Ontology annotation, biological process: regulation of BMP signaling pathway; negative regulation of activin receptor signaling pathway; cell differentiation. The transcript has 5 exons. Bases 127 to 879 code for a protein of 250 amino acids.
CCACAACACAUUCAUUCACAUAAGGGAGAGCUACUUCCAGAGAAGUUAGAGUGAUCUGAUCUGUUGCUUAAGGAACGUCGCUUCUCGCUGAUAUUUGCUUAGGUUUUGUACUAACUAGAGUGCACAAUGAGCUUUUUGAUUCCUGUUUUUGGCCUGAUUCUCACUUUGUUUCAGAUUGGGAGGAAUCCUGCUAGUGCUGGGAUGUGCUGGCUACAGCAGAGUCAAGACCAAAGGUGCGACAUGGUGCUGAUGAGAGGGGUGACCAGAGAGGAGUGCUGUGCUGGGGGCCGCCUGGACACAGCGUGGUCCAACACUAGUCUGCCCAUGAAUGAGGUCAGCCUGCUGGGUUUCCUGGGAAUCGUCUCCUGUAAACCCUGCAAAGAGACUUGUGAGGGAGUCAAAUGCAGUCCCGGGAAGGUUUGCAAGAUGAAGACUGGAAGGCCUCAGUGUGUGUGCUCUCCAGACUGCUCUCACAUUUCCCGAAAGCAUGCUGUGUGCGGCAGCGAUGGGAAGACAUACAAAGAUGAGUGUGGUUUGCUGAUGGCCCGCUGCAUGGGACACCCUGACCUGGAGGUCAUGUACCAGGGAGAGUGCAAAAAGUCAUGCUCCAACGUGGUGUGUCCAGGAACUCACACCUGUGUGACCGACCAGACCAACAGCGCUCACUGCGUCAUGUGCCGCACAACACCUUGUCCAAUACCCUUGCUGUCUGAGCAGCCCAUCUGUGGUAAUGACAACAUCACUUACCCCAGCGCCUGCCACCUCCGCCGGGCCACCUGCUUCCUGGGCCGCUCCAUAGGAGUCCGAUACUACGGACACUGCAACAAUCUCCCAAAGAAAUCUCAAGAAACCGACGGCAGCGAGGAGAACGCAGUCUAGACGGAUGUAUCCUGAGUCGGUCGACAAACACACCACUAGCUUCCCAUAACGACCUCUUUUGUGACAAUCACUCACCCUCCCCUUUGUACACAGAACAACGAUACAUUUGAUAUGGAAGACCUCUGUUGGAAGACGCACAUUGGUGUAACUGCCUGAAAAAAAGCUACCAAAACUUUUCGGCAAUUUGUGUUAAUCACGCGUUAGUUUGAGGAAGUAGAGGCAGAUGAACAUGUGUCUCAUGUUCAUCUGCCUCUACUUCCCUCAUGAGCUCUUUGGGAGAUGUGUGCAUAUUGUAAAUAGAAUACCACUACUAUUUAUUGGAGAAGGUAUCAAACUCUAUUUAUGUUUUUAUCCUAGUAACAAAUCCAUAUAGCCUUGGGAAAGCUGAUGCAAAAACAAAUGUAUUUAUUGUGUUUUGUGUAUUGUGUAUGUACAAUAGCGGUCACUGGCAUUGGCAUUUUACAACUUUUUACAUUUUUUACAGUCUCCAUUUCCCACAAACCCUAUAAGCUGAUGGAAAGUAAUCCUAAUUUGUUUGGAAAGUUGAUACCACUUCAUAGCCUGCCAAUGUGGUUUCCAUUCACCACAAACAACAACAGGACAACUGUAGUUGUACUGUAUGUAUUUUAGCUCUUGUCAGGAGGUGAGGAAGAGAUUCAGCCUAAACAAACCUGUAUAGUCUCUCUCUCUCUCUCUCUCUCUCUCUCUCUCUCUCUCUCUCUCUGUCUCUCUCUCUCUCUCUGUCUCUCUCUCUCUCUCUCUCUCUCUCUCUCACCCCACACAUGUUUACUCUGGAUCCUGAUCCAAACUCUUGGCCACCCGCUGAUCACUAAAAUUAACAGUUUGGUUGUGUUUGUAGGAGUCUCAGAAGACUGUUGGUACAACCCCAAGCCCUGUACAAUACCUCCUCUGUUGAAUGCUUGGCUUUGUUUUGUAAAUGCAUUUUGUAGGUCAUGCUAGUUCAUUCCAAUGCUGUUUUGCUGCUUUUAUUUGAUUGGAAUUUUUUCAAAGAACUUACUAGACAGACAAAUGUAUUUAGCAUCGUCUGACUGAAAGGAAAAUUAAAUUUGUCCAGGAAUGGACUGCAAUUUAGUCCAAUGGAACAUACCUGAUUAUACUGCGAUCAGAGAUGAGUCAAUCUGCUCAUUGUUGACGCUAGUAAAACUGGUAGAUAUCUGCACAAAUGGCCAACUCUAGAUGGUCAAGUGAUUCAACAGGCCCAAAGCAGAUGUCUGGACAUUAAAUAAUCCUUCAAGUGUAUUAUGGAAGAUUUCAAUGAACCACACAAACUCCUGUAAAUAACAUCAUGUGUACCUACCUGUGUACCUACUGUGAAAUUUGAAUGAUAAAUGCAUCAACAUAUUUUUGUAUUUUUGUACUGCCAUUUCAAAACAACAUAAAGUUUAAUAUUUGUCACAA